UUGUCCCCUGCUUUAAGAAAAAGAAAAGAAAAAAGUAUAUUUCAUUUCAUUGAGAAGAAGAAACAGAAAAACUGGGGAAGUUAGACAAAUAGGGAGAGACCUGUUACAGGUCAUGAGGCCAGUUAAUGAUUAGUGAGACCCGAGUGGGCGUUUAGUGUUCAAACUGUGAGAGCCUGGGUUAUGAGAUCUCUUUGUCAUUAGGGGUCGGCUUCACCCCAGCUCUGAGACUUCCAGCUCAACGAUGGCCCCAGACCCCUGGGAGGGCUGCUUCUGGUCAUGGGGGCUUCUUCUGUGGCUCAGUGUUGGAAGUACAGGAGAUGCACCUCCUACCCCACAGACAAAGUGCACUGACUUCCAGAAUGCUAAUCUUCUCCAAGGCACCAAUCUCAAAGCCCACUUUCUCCUCUUCACCCCUUCUGAUCCUCUCUGUGGGCAGCUCGUGGAAGAAAGUAGUGACAUCCGGAACUUGGGGUUCAAUGCCACUCUAGGAACCAAGCUAGUUAUCCAUGGAUUCAGGGCUUUAGGAACAAAGCCUUCCUGGAUUGACAAAUUCAUCAGUGCCCUUCUGCAGGCAGCAGAUGCUAACGUGAUCGCUGUGGACUGGGUUUAUGGCUCUACAGGUGUCUACUUCUCAGCCGUGGAAAAUGUGGUUAAGCUGGGACUCGAGAUCUCCCGUUUCCUCCGUAAACUCCUGGUGCUGGGUGUGUCAGAGUCCUCAAUCCACAUCAUUGGUGUCAGCCUGGGGGCCCAUGUGGGGGGCAUGGUAGGACAUUUCUACAAAGGCCAGCUGGGACAGAUCACAGGUAACAUUCUUCCCUGCCCAUCCUCUCAGGUUGAGAGAGAGAGAGAGAGAGAGAGAGAUCAUGACCUGGAAGAGCCUUUGCUAAGGCAGGCAGAGGGAAAUUUGGGUAUUCGGAUUCCUGUUGGACAUGUGGACUACUACGUCAACGGAGGCCAAGACCAACCCGGCUGUCCCACCUCCAUUUCUGCAGGCUACAGUUAUCUGAUCUGUGAUCACAUGAGGGCUGUGCACAUCUACAUCAGUGCCCUGGAGAGUUCCUGUCCAUUGAUGGCCUUUCCUUGUACCAGCUACAAGGUCUUCCUUGCUGGACACUGUCUGGAUUGUUUCAACCCUUUUCUGCUUUCCUGUCCAAGGAUCGGACUGGUGGAACAAGGUGGUGUUAAGAUAGAGCCACUUCCCAAGGAAGUGAAGGUCUACCUCCUGACCACUUCCACGGCUCCAUAUUGCGUGCAUCACAGCCUUGUGGAGUUUUACUUGCUGAAGCUGAGAAACCAGGACACCUGCAUCACGGUCACCUUCCUUAGCAGCAGUGUCACCUCCUCGGUCACGAUCACCAUACCUAGACAGCAACGCCACGGGAAAGGAAUCAUAGCUCACCCCAGCCCUCAGUGCCAGAUAAACCAGGUGAAACUCAAGUUUCAGCCUUCCAACCGAGUUUGGAAAAAAGACCGGACUAUCGUUAUCGGGAUGUUCUGCACUGCUCCUUUGCCUGUCCAUGACAAUAGAAGGACCGUCUGCUUACCUGAGCCAGUGAACUUACAAGCAAGUGAGACUGUUUCUCAUGACCUGAAAAUAACCUGUAUAUAGUUAUACAAGGGCAGGAUACAUCUCCCUGGAUUGGGGGUGGUGGUUCAACUUAUUCUAAGCCAUUACUACUAAGAAAGAACACAAAAGUCUUGGUUAUUUUCCGCAUAAUUAGCUACCUUAGAGAGGAGAGAGAGCUCAUUUUACAGAGCUUUAUCUCCAUUGUGAAUUUAAAGAAGCUUACAGAGACACCAUUUCAACUUUCCUAUUCAUACUUAACUGCAAUUGCCCCAUAUCCUUGGACAUCUGUACCUAGGAUUCAACAGAAACAUAUACAGGAAAAAGGCUCUUUUUUUUUUUUCAAAUAAAACUCCAUGGAAUGUC
Messenger RNA from Globicephala melas (long-finned pilot whale), 1930 nucleotides. It is a transcript of the gene PLA1A, whose product is annotated as phospholipase A1 member A. NCBI's taxonomy places the organism in Eukaryota, Metazoa, Chordata, Mammalia, Artiodactyla, Delphinidae. Gene Ontology annotation, molecular function: lipoprotein lipase activity. The record is from RefSeq and is a predicted model, not a curated record. Gene Ontology annotation, biological process: triglyceride catabolic process; fatty acid biosynthetic process.